AUGGAUCGUAGUUGGAUGUACGAUAGAGUAUAUUCUAAUAGACACGGAUUGAAAGAAGAGUAUGUUCGCGGGGGUAAAGACUUCGUAAAGAGGGCUUUGAAACAACCUAUUUGUAAAUCUGAGGGAGGGAUAAGGUGUCCGUGUAUAAAUUGCAAGUGUCUCAAGAUAAGAACACCAACUAAUGUUAGACUUCACUUGUAUCGAGAUGGAUUUCAACCAGACUAUUGGAUUUGGACUCAACAUGGAGAAGUAGAGCUCAAUGUUAAUAUAAGGGAUGAUUCAAAUAGUAGUGAGCAUGUACAUCAUGAUGACCAAAUUGAGGCAAUGAAUCAGAUGAUGUAUGAGGCUUUUAGGCCUUAUGGAGUAUUCUCUCACGUGAAUGAUAACAUAGAAGAUGAGGAAUAUACGGAGGAUGAGUUUCCCAACGAAGAUGCCAGACGAUUUUAUGACAAGUUGAUAUCUUUCAACAAGCCCAUUUAUGAGGGAGCUACCCAAUCAAUAUUAUCAAUAUCUACUCAACUUCUUAAAAUUAGGUCUAAUUGGCAUGUUCCACAAAAAGGUUUAGAUUUUGUUGCACAAAUGCUUAAAAGUUUAUGUCCAGUUCAAAAAUGCUUGCCCGAGAACUAUUACCAAGCAACACAGUUGGUAUAUAAGUUAGGGCUAAAGGUUGAGAAGAUCGAUUGUUGUAAGAAUGGUUGUAUGUUAUAUUACAAGGAUGAUAGCAAGUUAUCAGAGUGCAAAUUUUGUAAUGCUCCUAGGUUUAUUCCUCGCAAGACUGGCAUGGGAAAGUACAAAGAUAUCCCAGUGAAGAGAAUGUUCUACUUCCCAAUCAUUUCCAGAUUACAAAGAUUGUAUGCAUCAACUGAGUCGGCAACUGAAAUGAGAUGGCAUCACAUGAACAAAAAUAGUUCCAACAUCCUUCGCCACCCAUCAUAUGGAAAAUCAUGGAAAUACUUUGAUGGUGUAUAUCCUGACUUUUCUAGGGAACCCAGAAAUGUAAGGUUGGGUCUGUGCUCAGAUGGUUUUACUCCUUACAUUCAAGCGUUUGCUUCUCCAUACUCAUGUUGGCCAAUAAUAGUUACUCCGUAUAAUCUCCCCCCUGAAAUGUGCAUGACCAAACCAUACUUGUUUUUGGCAUGUCUCAUACCCGAACCUACAAACCCUAAAUUAAAGAUAGAUGUCUACUUGCAACCAUUCAUUUAUGAUCUACAUUGA
Messenger RNA from Lathyrus oleraceus (garden pea), 1215 nucleotides. RefSeq lists its product as uncharacterized. The record is from RefSeq and is a predicted model, not a curated record. The transcript has a single exon. Bases 1 to 1215 code for a protein of 404 amino acids. Lineage: Eukaryota; Viridiplantae; Streptophyta; Magnoliopsida; Fabales; Fabaceae.